AUGAAAAAAGACGAAAAACAAAAUGUGACAAACGAAACUGAUAAAUUAUUCAUUCCCAAAGUAAAAAACAAAGAGCUGAAGUUACACCUCCUUUACCUCUCCCUAAUAUUCGUAUCCUUCGUUGUGGUGAUUACGAUAUAUGUUUAUCUCAUUCCGGGCCUAAACAUAGAAAGCAAGCAAAAACUGAAAACGCUGAUUCCAAAAAAUUUUAAAGAUCUCAUAAAAUUGAACAGCAAAGGGAAAAUUAAAAUUUUAUAUGACUCUUUAAUUUCCUACAAAAAUGAACAUAGCCUUAUAUUGCUCAUAUUGCUCUCCUUAAUAUAUAUUCUUUAUCAAGCCUUUCCUUUAUUUUUAUGGUGGAUGACAGGGACGGGUAGUAUCAUAACUAUACUAAUUGGGGCGUUUUACAAUUAUGCUUUUUCCAUAUUUUAUUGUUCCUUACUAUCCACAAUUUCUCCUCUAGUAACGUAUUUUAUUUUUAAGAAUUAUGGGCGCACAGUAAUAGAAUAUUUUUUUAGGAAGCCACUUAUUAAGUUUGAUGAACAGAUAAAGAAGAGAGUUAAAAGUAAACUUGAUUUGUUUUUCUACAUUUCCAUUUUAAGGUUAACUCCUGUGUUUCCAAAUGCGUUGAUAAACAUUUUGGUAGCGUCUCUCUCCCUUCCUGCCAUCCCCUUUUCGUUGGCCACGUAUAUAGGGCUCAUGCCCAACACCAUUAUCCUGGUUUCCGUGGGGCAGACCAUCAGCAUGCUCUCCUCCAUUGAUGUGAAGCAGACGUUUUACAUCCCCAUAACGUUUAUCGCCCUGCUGUUGCUAUUCCAGACGAUCAUGAAGUACAAGUAUAAGGAGAUUGGGCUAUAG
Molecule: messenger RNA, 858 nt
Organism: Plasmodium knowlesi strain H
Lineage: Eukaryota; Apicomplexa; Aconoidasida; Haemosporida; Plasmodiidae
Product: SNARE associated Golgi protein, putative
Exons: 3
Coding region: 1-858 (285 amino acids)
Source: RefSeq, a predicted model, not a curated record